Monoraphidium neglectum is the source of this 336-nucleotide messenger RNA. RefSeq names its product IMP-specific 5'-nucleotidase 1. Gene Ontology annotation, biological process: nucleotide metabolic process; nicotinic acid riboside biosynthetic process; nicotinamide riboside biosynthetic process. The record is from RefSeq and is a predicted model, not a curated record. The transcript is spliced from 3 exons. Bases 1 to 336 code for a protein of 111 amino acids. Gene Ontology annotation, molecular function: magnesium ion binding. Lineage: Eukaryota; Viridiplantae; Chlorophyta; Chlorophyceae; Sphaeropleales; Selenastraceae.
AUGGCAGAUGGACGCGAUGCCUGUCCGCUCCCUUCCCCUGACCCGGCCGCCCUGUUUCUCAACCCUCCGCCCGCCCCGCCCCAGAUCACCGUGCAGCAGAACCUCAUCGCCAAGCUGCCUUUCUGCGCCUUCAACGGCGGCAACGAUGUUUUCGUGGACAUUGGCAACAAGUGCAUCGGCCUGGACGCCCUCAUGAGAUACCUGGGGGCAGCGCCGCCCGAGGUGAUGCACGUGGGCGAUCGCUUCACAGACAGCGGCAAUGACGCCGCCACACGUGACGUGUGCUCCAUCGUGUGGGUGGCCAACCCGGAGGAGACGGCCUUCUUCAUCAGGUGA